CGGCCGCUCCCGCUCCCGCCCGCCCUCGGCCCGGGGCUGCGGCGGGCAGCGCUGCCUGGCGCCGCGGAGCAGCCCGAGAGUCCCGGGCCCGGGGCUGUGUCCAGGCUGCAGCCCAGGAGCUCGGCGGCACGGUUGAUGGUCUUCUGGUCAGCAGCAUUCUGGGAAGAUGGCUCAGCCAGCACCCCUGAACCAGAACCUCCCAGAUCUUGGGGGCCCGUUCUUGUAUCGGGACCAGGACGAUGGAGAGAAGAGCUCGUAUUCUGUGGAAACCCCUUAUGGCUUCCUGCUGGACCUUGAUUUCCUGAAAUAUGUUGAUGAUAUUGAAAGUGGCCAAACACUCAAGAAAGUGCCACUGCCUCGCAGGGUGAAAGGGUCCCGUCCACUGCCCAGCAUGCUGCGCAGCCCCAGCAGCCACACCAGCGCCUGGACCUCCACUGAGUCCCUCACCUCCACGGCCAGCGAGGAGGGCAGGACUGCGCUGCUGCUGUCCUCACAUGGCCGAGCACCCCUGGAGCCUGCGAGCAAGUCAACCUCCCACCCCAUCUUGCCACCGCCGGUGCGGCUGCUCCCACCUCCCACCCGCAAGUGUCUUGUGCCAAACCCACGGGUGGAGAAGACCUUGCUGGAGACAAGCAGGAGGCUGGAGCAGGAGCAGGGCCGUUUGCAGGAUAUUGGUGGUCCCUCCCACGUUGACCUGCCGGGUGCCCUGGGCCAGCCACCCCACUGGGUGCCAGUGGGUGCCGAGGGCCAGGCAGGCUGGGGCCGGGUGAGCCCUGGCAGCUCGGGGCGCAGCACUCCAGCUGCAGGGCUCGGCACGGCCCCGCUGCAGCACGUGCGGGAGCAGAUGGCUGCAGCCCUGCGGCAGCUCCGGGACCUGGAGGAGCAGGUGAAAACCAUCCCACUCCUGGAGAUGCAGAUCUGCGAGUUGAAGAGGGAGAAGGCAAAGUUGCUGGAGAAGCUGUCGGCAGAGCCUGGCGAGGCAUUGUAUCACCCCUCUGGCUCUGAGGCAGGGGCAGAGGGUGAGGAGGGGGCCCAUACAGGGCCAGAGAGCGAAGCAGAGCCAGUGAAGGGACGAACAAGUAAAAUUGCAGAGCUGAGGAAGCUGACAGAGAAGCUGGCUGUGCCGGAGCGGAACAUCAGGGCUUGGCCAGGCAAGAGGGUGGCUGAGAGGCCGUGCCGCUCUGUGGCAGUGGGUGAAGAUCAGGCCAUGACAGAUGCCGUCUUCUACUACCGGUCGCAGCAGGAGAGUGGGGAUGCGCCAGACAGCGGCACGCGGCGAUGCAGGGAUGUGGCCGUCUGGGUGAUCGAGUCCUCGCUGGGGCUGGCCACUGAGGCAGAGCGGGAGCUGGAGCUGCUGCAGCAGACGGUAGGGCACCAGAAGGAGGUAAUCACCCUGAUGGAGGGGCACCUGCAGGAGGCCACGCGGGAGCUGGAGGAGCUGCGGCUGGAGGUAUGCGCCCGCCGGCCCCGCGAGCAGGUGGACAAGGAGGUAAUGGCCAUGCCACAGGUGGCCGAGGCACUGGUGGAGGCUGUGGUAGUGACACAGAGCCGGGCAGCUGGCGACCCCCCAAAGACAGCAGAGGCAGGUGUGGAGUGCUGCCCCUCAACGUCCUGUGUUGCCGUGGACUGCCGCCCUGACGGGCGGGACGUGGCAGUUGGACCCGAUUCAGCUGCCAGCUGUGAUGAUAAGGGCAGCCAGACAGAUGUGAGCAGCGUUGUCCUGGCAGGAGAGGAGAAGGAGUCCGGUGCGGGUGAGAUGAUGGAGCCUGGCCUGGGUGAUGGCCUGAGCAGCCUCUCAGCGCCAGGUGCAGGAGCAACGGCGGAGAUGUGCCCAGCCAGCCAAGGCCCUGGGCCAGCUGUACUGGAGACAACACACAGUAACUGGGGCCCAGCCCCAGCACAGGACAGUGGAGCUGCCCCAAGCCCUACAGCCAGAGCCCUGAAGUCCAUCAUGAAGAAGCGGGAUGGUCCUCCCCGGAGCAAGACAGAGGGCAGCAAGAAGAGCCUGCAGUUUGUGGGCGUGCUGAACGGAGAGUAUGAGAGCACAUCCAGUGAGGAGGAUGAAGAAGGCAACAGCUCCUCUGAGAAGGCUUCGGCCGACAGCUCCAACAGUUCAGAGCAGGGAGACACCGAAACCUCAGAAGAGGAGGCCGGGGAAGGCACGUGCGAGCCCAGACUGGAGUGCAAGGGGACUGAUAUGACCCUGCUGGAGCCCCCUGAGGUGAAGGAAAAGUUCGAGCUGAGCCCCAGGAUGAGGGAGGCCUGCCUCAUUGUCAAGACCCACCUGGGCCACCCGGGUGCUGCCAAGAGCAAAGAGGUGCUCGCCAGCAGCAGCCUGGUCCUUCAGGAGUGGUUCCGUCUGUCCAGCCAAAAGUUGUCCAUCCCUGACAUGGUUGCCAACCACCUCCUGGCCUUUGCCGAAGUCUCACCAGCUCUUCUGGCCCACGUGGUGAACCUGGCAGACGGGAAUGGCAACACAGCCCUGCACUACAGUGUCUCCCACUCCAACUUCCACAUCGUGUGGCUGCUGCUGGAUACGGCCCUGCAGCAUCUUGAGCCCCCUCUGCCCACUCCCUCAGGGAUAUGUAAUGUGGACCACCAGAACAAAGCUGGGUACACCGCUCUGAUGCUGGCAGCACUGGCAGCUGUUGAGCAGGAGGAGGACAUGAAUGUGGUCAGGAGGCUUUUCAGCAUGGGCAAUGUCAACGCCAAGGCCAGCCAGGCUGGCCAGACGGCGCUGAUGUUGGCUGUCAGCCACGGCCGGCAGGAGAUGGUGGAAGCCCUGCUCGCCUGCGGGGCUGACGUGAACCUGCAGGACGAGGAGGGCUCCACCGCACUAAUGUGUGCCUGCGAGCAUGGCCGCCUGGAGACCGUGAAGCUGCUGCUGGCUCAGCCCACCUGCAACAUCUCCAUCGUGGACAGUGAUGGUAACAAUGCUGUUGCCAUCGCGCUGGAGGCUGGUCACAGUGACAUCGCUGCGCUCCUCUACGCCCACCUCAACAGCAUGAAGGCACAGGUACCCCAGGGGACUUCACCGACAGCCACAAAGAGCCCUGGGAGUCCAAAGAAACCAAAUUAGAGUGACCUUGGGAUCCAGCCAGGGGCCAUCAUCAGCACUGGGCUGUGAUUCACAUCCCCUCAUCUGCCACCUCUCUUGUGCCAAACCGCUCUCUGCAGCUUUAGUCCCGUCACAAGCACCAUCCCUAGCCUCCCUCACCCGUCUCCUCCACUGGAUGCAGCCCACACGUGGCCACCUCACCACCAAGUGACCGGAGCCAAGUGACGUCAGGGUGGGACAUGGAGGGAGCAGAAGCCACCCCAUCCCCUCUGCUCCCUGCCACUACCACUGGAGCUGUGCCACCUGUGAGCCCUCAGCAAGGAGAACAACAGAGAACCAACCCAGAAGAAACACCGCCUGGUUUGUGCUCUCUGGCAGCUCUGAGAAGGCAGUAGUGACAGUGACAUGGAGCCGGGCAAGUGACAGAUCCUGGCCUCAGCAGGAGGGCAAGUGACAGAUCCUGGCCUCAGCAGGGACACUGCUCUGCAGGUACACCCUGUACAGCAAUGGGAGAGGGAAUGCUGCCUUGGACAGAGCUGGAAGUAUUUCCAGACUCAAAUACUUGCCCUUCUUUUCUGGCAUUUCCUUUCCUGGCUGAAAUCUGAUUUUUUUCCUCUUUUCAAGCACGUGCAUACAAAGCAGAAAAAUUAUAUUGCUUGGCCAAGGGAUGAAGUUCAACAUGAAAUCACUUGGGACUUGAUUUGCUCAAUGGGAGCAAAACCUCUGAGCAGUUGAGUUGCAGCCAAGUGACGAAAGGGGCUGAGGAUGCAUUUGGGGACUAAAUCUGCCUAUCUUAUAACCCACAAGGGGAACAGGUCCUUCUCCCAAGGGAAGAGAGACCAAUUACCUCCUAAACAUUUCCCUAAUUAGCCAAUCCCACAGACUGUGCAGACAGCCAGAGCCUACAGCAAAGUCCCUCUCUGCCCACUUUUCAUCCCAAAAGGGAGAGCAGCUGAAGACACCACCAGGAAAAACACAUGGGCCAGAAGAGCUCAGAGCACACACGUGGAAGCUGUAAAGGGGAACAUGUAUGUUAGAGAAUGCGUCUGUGCAAGUGUGUGAGCACCGUGUGGGGUGGGAACAGGGUAAGGACAAUGACCAGAAGAAAGGUUUUGCAUGACAAUGCAGCUCUGCUCUGAGCCCUUCACAAAGGCAUUGUUGUGGCCCACAUCCCUGCUCCUUGGCCCAGCCUACCCACUUCUGCCCCUGCUUGACCUGCUCUGAGCUGGGGAGCCCCACAGCCCUCUGCAGAAAUUUGCUGUCAGCUUUGCACUGGAGUUAAUAUAUAGCGCUUGCUGCCACUCCCUAAUACACUACUCUGUUUACUGGUAUUUUAAUACUGAUGUUUAUUUUUAAGAUAUAAAUAAAAUUUAAAGUUAUUUUGAAA
Haemorhous mexicanus (house finch) is the source of this 4445-nucleotide messenger RNA. It is a transcript of the gene KANK3, whose product is annotated as KN motif and ankyrin repeat domains 3. The record is from RefSeq and is a predicted model, not a curated record. Gene Ontology annotation, cellular component: cytoplasm; cytoskeleton. Bases 167 to 3079 code for a protein of 970 amino acids. Lineage: Eukaryota; Metazoa; Chordata; Aves; Passeriformes; Fringillidae. Gene Ontology annotation, molecular function: protein binding. Gene Ontology annotation, biological process: negative regulation of actin filament polymerization. The transcript has 11 exons.